UUUUUUCUGCAUUUAUACACAAACUCAUCAUAAUCUAUGCUCAAACCUGGAUUACAUGUAAACGAAUGAAAAAACUACUCAAAUCCGAAGUUCACCUCAAAAACGAAGUUUAUUCAAUAUUACCUUGAAAUUCACAUGAGCGUAAUUCUUCAAGUUUGAAGUUCCUUUUGUACUUCCAGAUUUUCUCUUAGAUGGCUUCGUUUCAUGAAAUAAUUUACCUACUAUAACCAUAGAUAAAAUCAACAAAAUAUCAACAAAGAUUUACAAAAAACCAUUUACGAAGGAAGAAAAGAUCUUCGCUCAAAACUAGUCCCAAAACAACCCAAUCGUAAAAAGAUUUAGAAUUUCUAUUCGUGUUAAAUGAACUCUAUAAUUUUACCCUUGGAGAUUUUUAGAAAAUUUUCUACUCUUUAUUCAUAAUGCAUUCUAUUUUUCAAAUUUCCUAGUUAUGGGCUGUAAUGAGCCUAAUUUACCCAUUUGGUAUUGUGAAAUUUUCCCAUUCCUAUAUUACUUCCUUUUAGAUUCUCAAUCCAAAAGAUAUAAAGCCACUCAUUCUUGGCAAAGAGAACGCGCCACUCCUACUCAACCCCUUAAUUUCUUGAUUCAUAUAAUUUGAUUUGACUUUCUUUUAAAAAUAAAUCAAUUGGUUGUUUUUAUUACGAUUUAUUGUUUAAUUACUCUCUGGGUUUCCGCAGGUAGAUUCUUGUUGAAUUUUCGGAUGCAGGACACUAGAAAGUAUGAACAACGCUUCUGCUCGACUUUCCACCAAAGCGAAAGUGGGAUCAUCUCAGCCUCCAGAAAAUUCAUUUAAGCGUAAACGUGGAGUUUUACAAAAAGAUUUGCAGCAUAUGGUGUAUGGUUUUGGCGAUGAUCCAAAUCCACUACCAGAGACCUUGGCACUUGUGGAGGAUGUUGUUGUGGAGUACGUAACAGAUUUGGUCCAUAAAGCUCAAGAUACUGCAUCGAAAGGAGGAAAGCUUUUGACCGAGGAUUUUCUUUUCUUAAUUCGCAAGGACUCGCCGAAAGUUAAUCACUGCACAAAAUUGUUGUCAAUGAAUGAGGAAUUGAAAAAGGUACGAAAGGCUUUUGAGGUAGACAAAGAUACAGUCUUCAACUGAGUGAUGGGGGCAUUGUAAAUCUCAACAACAGACAACAGUUCUAUUUCUGCUGUAUAUGUGGUCCUGCCCUUAAUAUUUUGUUCAAUCUAAUAGCUUCACCUGUUACACAUUUUUUGUAUGUACCAUGCACCGUCUGUUUGUUGGGUUUCAUUCAUUAAUCUCUGAUCAUUGGGUUCAUUGUUUGUU
Messenger RNA from Olea europaea var. sylvestris, 1304 nucleotides. RefSeq names its product transcription initiation factor TFIID subunit 13-like. NCBI's taxonomy places the organism in Eukaryota, Viridiplantae, Streptophyta, Magnoliopsida, Lamiales, Oleaceae. Gene Ontology annotation, molecular function: protein heterodimerization activity. Gene Ontology annotation, biological process: transcription by RNA polymerase II. The transcript is spliced from 6 exons. The record is from RefSeq and is a predicted model, not a curated record. Bases 738 to 1118 code for a protein of 126 amino acids.